Messenger RNA from Adineta ricciae, 3018 nucleotides. The record is from the annotation of a GenBank genome assembly. NCBI's taxonomy places the organism in Eukaryota, Metazoa, Rotifera, Eurotatoria, Adinetida, Adinetidae.
AUGCUUGGAUCGAAUAACAGUAUCAAUUCUAUUGACCUUCCAUAUGAUAUUCCGUAUUUUGAUGAUUUUUAUACAGAAAUUUCUAUUUUGGCCAAUGGUUUAUUUGCAUUGAACUCGCUAUUGACUCCCUAUCAAUACAAUGAUCCUCAACCGUUUCCAUUACGAGACAAUGACUCGAUUAUCGCUGGGUAUUGGUAUCAAGGUUAUCACAAUCAGAUAUAUAACAACAGAACAGAAAUUUAUUAUCAAAUUCACAGCAAUACAACAAAUUCCAGUUCAUCACAGAAAGCAUUUGCUAAAGCCAACGAAUAUAUUCAAAAGUAUCUUUCAACCCAACGUACAUUUCAACCUAAGAUGGUAAUCACGAGUACAUGGUUAUGGAUCGGUUCAGCGGAACCAAAUUCGAGCAAUACAUUCCAAAUCGUGUUAACCACCGACGAAGAGCGUAGCUUUGUCUUCUUCCUUUACCAUCAACUUCAAUGGGCAAAUCCAGCUAAUAGUUCAUUUUACAGAGUUCAAGCAGGAGUCAAUCAUGAAAGACGAAAUGUCUCUAUAUCACUUCCAUAUACAGAUACAGAUGACAUUGUCAAGUUAGUUAAUGAAAGUAAUGUCAAUGUGCCAGGAUUAUUCGUUUAUCGUGUUGAUACUCUUGAUGUUAAUGCAAGUCGAUGUGCUGAAAAUGCAUCGACAAUUUCAUUUCGGCCACGAUUCGGUUCACAACUCGGUUCGACACCUUUGAUUAUCUACGGCCCGUGUUUCACUGAUCAAACUCAGAUCAAAUGUCGAUUCGAAGGGUCGCACAUUGUCACAGGAUUUGUUCUAGAUCAAAAUCGUGCUUUAUGUCGAACACCAUUCGUAUCCAAACAUCAUUCAGGACCUGUCGAGAUAUCUAUUGAUAAUGGGCAAACAUUUCUCCCAGCAGGUACUUUUCUUUAUCUUCCAGUUCAAUUCGGUUCGAAUGAAGUGACCGUCGAAGUUGAGAAUGGACAGAAAUUACCCAACACCGGAGAUUAUGUCACUGUAAAAUGGCAAUUUUCGAAUAGAGUCAAAAACAUAUUUCCGAAUGGUGCUGUUAUCGAUAUUGAACUAUUGAAGGUGCGUCUUAAUAGUCUUUCACAAUUGGACAUAGCUUCUAAGAGUGUUGUGUUGGCAUCGAAUUUGUCUAUGAUGAAUGAACAUCGAGUUCGAAUACCUGAAGAUAUUCUCACUGGAUUUAUUCGAGUUGUUGUUCGUUUGAAUUCAAAUGUUUAUGCUGGUAUACAUUCCGAUCUAUUGGUUAUGAAUAGUUCCUCAAAUUCAGCGGCUGAAUCGUGUCGAAAAUGGGCUGAUCAACAAACUGAUCCAGCUGACUGGAAUGAUGGUCCACUUCUGCCAUGUCCUAUGACCACUGAUCAAGUCAAACGAGCAGGUUUCUGCUGUUACGAACCAGAAGCGCAUUGUUAUAAAAACAGUCCGAAUUCAAAUAAUUGUUGGCUACACAAAGGUCGUUCUGAUCGCCAUGAAUCUUCGGCAGUCGAAUGUUACACAUCAAAAUACGCGAAUGCUCAUGGUGCCAGCGCACAAUGUUGUUAUGAUGAUAAGGGAAUGAUUAUAACACGUGGUACAGGUGCAGGAACAGAUGAUCGAUAUCGACCAACCAGCACACCGUUACAACAUUUUUUCCAUGAUUUCGUUCCGUAUUUACAAUGCUGUAUAAUCAGUACGGAUUUUGAAACCUGUAAUAUGUAUAUGACCUAUCGACCACCACGACGAGGAAGUAAUACGAUGGGUGAUAGUGGUCGAAUGUGGGGUGAUCCUCAUUUUGGUACACUUGAUGGGUUUUCUUAUACAUUUAAUGGUUACGGAGAAUAUACGUAUCUAGCAAUAAGUAACAAAUCAUCGCCCGCUGCUGAUUUUAAUGCGAACGGACAGUCAUAUGUAUUUCUAUCGCAAAUACGUACUGUUCCAAUUGAAACAAAUGGACCUACUGUUACAAAAGCUUUCGCUGCUCGGUCGUUUGAUGCCGAAAGUAAACCAAUAAGUUUAACAACAGAUUCUCGUCAUAGUAUUAUUUUACAUCGUGAUAAACAGGUUAUCGAAUGGGAGGAAGAUAUUAAUAAAAUCGUCUUUCCUGAACUAACCAUUGUUCGAGAAAAUGAUUAUCAAUAUCAAUUUUCAUGGAAUAUUGGUGUUACUAUCGUAGUUAAUAUCGUACGAAUUACUUUACCAUCGAAGCAAUUUGUUCUUAAUGUUGGUGCUUUCAUCUCUGGAGACUUUUCUCGCAAAACAUAUGGAUUAAUGGGCACUUAUGAUGGCAAUCCAGACAACGAUCUUCGAGCUUCCAAUGGUACAAUAAUCAGUAAAAACACGUCAAUUAAACAAAUUCAUGAAGAUUUCGGCAAGUCAUGGGCAAUUGAUCCAACAACUUCGUUAUUUAUCUACAACUCAGAUAAAACAGCACAAUGGUUUUCUGAUCAAAAUCGUAUUUUUACACCAUCCUUUACUAGACCACCACCAAACCAUUCUUCCCAUCAAGUUACAUGCGGUAUUAACCCAACAUUACCAGAAACGUCAUGGAGUUCAGCUCAACGAACGUGUUCUUAUGAUUUAUCCAUAACAAAUGAUACUGAUUUCGCAAAAGAAUCUCUGAAAGCCGGUGAACAAUUUGAACGCAUGCAGAUUCGUUCACCAGAUUAUCCUUUAUUCAAUUCAAGUCUUCCUCUAAGAAUGGAUUUAAUAGCAAAUGAUAUUGUUGAACUAAAUCUGUCUCCAUUACGAGACAAUUCAUCGAAUAUCACCCUCUCAUCGAUACAUUUACCAUCUAACUCGACGCUCAAUACAUCCACUGGUGUUUUUCGCUGGACUACAAUCGAAGGCGAUCAUUAUCUCAUUGUUCAAGCUCAUGAUCAACAGAAAAAUUUAACAACAAAACAUGACAUCGCGUUUCACGUCAAACCUGCUGGUCGCAGUAACACUAAUGACUUCAAAGCAACGAAAUUUCUUUUCAUCCUUCUCAUGAUUAUUCAUCUAUUGCGUUGA